AUGCGCACAAUAACCUGGAUCAAAAUGGUCGCAGCAGGCGGCAUCUGCUGCAUCGGUGGUCCCGCUCUAAUCUACUACGUCACACCCACCGAAGAGGAACUCUUCCUAAAGUACAACCCGGAGCUACAGCGUAGGAGUUUGGAGCGGCGCAAGGAGAAGCAGGAGGAGUUUGACCAUUUCGUUACGAAUUUGAAGAAGUAUAGUGGGACGGAUCGGCAUAUUUGGACGGAGUGGGAGGCGGAUGUAGAGAGGAAGAGGGCGGCGGGGGUGCAGGCGGAGUUGGAUCGACGGAGGGAGGCGGAGAGGAUGAAGGCGGAGAUUAAGGGGAGUAUUAAAUGA
This is a messenger RNA of Fulvia fulva, 339 nucleotides long. RefSeq names its product Assembly factor cbp4. Gene Ontology annotation, cellular component: mitochondrial membrane. Gene Ontology annotation, biological process: mitochondrial respiratory chain complex III assembly. The coding region runs from base 1 to 339 and encodes 112 amino acids. The transcript is spliced from 2 exons. The record is from RefSeq and is a predicted model, not a curated record. Lineage: Eukaryota; Fungi; Ascomycota; Dothideomycetes; Mycosphaerellales; Mycosphaerellaceae.